CAGAUCAGCUACAACCACAGAUCCAGUCUUCAUCCUGCUCCUGUGACAGAUUCUCACACCAACAACAUGCUGUUCUUCAUCUUCUUAUCGGUUCUGGCUCUGGGUGUCGCGUCUCCAGGUGAUGGUGAUGUGAAGCUACAGCGAGGUGGUUGUCCCCCGUUCUGGUACACCUUCAACGGCCGCUGCUACAAGUACGUGGCCACACCGAUGACCUGGGCUGAUGCAGAGCUCUACUGUGCGUCACAGAGGGCCAACCUGGUGUCCAUCCACAGUCUGGAGGAACACAAUUUUGUCAAAAGUCUGAUCCAGAAUUUUGACCACGCUCUGGGACGUGCCUGGAUUGGACUCAGCGACACCCAGAAGGAAGGAGCAUGGAUGUGGUCUGAUGGAUCCCUGGCGGACUUUUUCUUGUGGCACAGAGGAGAGCCCACCAACAGCCAAGGAAAAGAACACUGUGUUCACACCAAUUUUGCCCAAGAUAAAACAUGGAAUGAUGUUCCGUGUUCAAUAUCUUAUGCUUCUGUCUGUAUAUCUCGCAUUAACUGCUGAUUGAUCAGUGUAAUGUCUCAUUCAGUCCUGUUGAUCAGUUAAAACUCACAGGACCUCAAUAAUAAAAAUAGAAGGGUGAAUGUUUGUCAAAAAAAAUUUUUUUUCAAACCUUUAUUGCUAUGAG
Molecule: messenger RNA, 673 nt
Organism: Sphaeramia orbicularis (orbiculate cardinalfish)
Lineage: Eukaryota; Metazoa; Chordata; Actinopteri; Kurtiformes; Apogonidae
Product: lactose-binding lectin l-2-like
Exons: 1
Coding region: 67-549 (160 amino acids)
Source: RefSeq, a predicted model, not a curated record